This is a messenger RNA of Pestalotiopsis fici W106-1, 771 nucleotides long. RefSeq lists its product as uncharacterized. The transcript is spliced from 2 exons. The record is from RefSeq and is a predicted model, not a curated record. The coding region runs from base 1 to 771 and encodes 256 amino acids. NCBI's taxonomy places the organism in Eukaryota, Fungi, Ascomycota, Sordariomycetes, Amphisphaeriales, Sporocadaceae.
AUGCCUCUCGACGGAAGAGCCUAUGUUUCCAUUGCGGAGCUGGUAAUAUACCUUCCUCUGACGCUUGCGGCAGUUUCGGUGUGUAAACGCCAUGGCUUCGAACGCUCCUCUGGCUGGAUUUACAUCAUAAUGCUUGGCAUUAUCCGUGUCAUUGGCGCCGUGUGCAACCUUGUUACCUACAGCAGUCCUUCUGUCGGUCUUUACACGGCUGUCUUCACGCUUGAUUCUAUUGGUAUAUCGCCAAUGUUGUUUGCCACUUUAGGGCUUAUAUCUAGGUUGUUUCGUUGGACCCAAGCCCUUUCUAAUACUCGUGCCCGUUCCAAACAGUUCCGACUUGCUCAAUUGGUUUUUACCGCUGGCUUUAUCCUCAGCAUUGUUGGCGGCGUCACGACGCAAAACACUACAGAUCCCAGCACGAUAAGCAGAGUCGCUAUUCUUCUCUACCUCCUCGGAUUCAUUGUAUGCGCCGGCUUUGAGGCUACAGCAUGGACGAACCUGAGUCACCACCAAUCUAUACCAGCUGCGGAGCGCAACAUUGUCUUUAUCGUUGCGGCUGCACUACCUCUGAUCCUCAUACGCAUCAUCUUCUCACUGUUGGUCGUCUUUGUACAUGAUUCGACAUUCAGCAUCGUUCGAGGUCCGACAGGUGUCUAUGUCGGCAUGGCUGUGGUAGAAGAAGUGCUCGUCAUGGUCAUGUACACGAUUGCUGGUUGGAGAGUUGGCCCGUUGGAUGAAGCAAUGAGCACAACCGCUUUGCUCGUACAGCACUGA